AUGGCAAGCCUGCCAGAGCGUCCGCCGCGCUCUCAUGGCUCCAUUCGAGAUGACAUAGACCUUGACGAGAAUCGACAUCGAUCUCGCACCGAAGGACGCGCGCAUUCAUCUGAACGACGACAGUCUCCACCCCGACGACGGCCACGCUCGCCGGAUCAUGAUAGCCAAAAGGCUCGCUCCUCACGGGCUCGCUCAAGGCACUCUCCAGACACGAUCCAACGCAAUACUCGACAGUCUCCCAGCGGUAGCGAUACUCGCCGUCCGGCUGAUGCGCAGGAUUUGAUCCCCCGAUUCAGAGACAAGCAACAACGUGACCCAGAAUUGGGCGAGAGCCACCGUCGACGCAGCCGAAGCCGCGGCCGUGACAAGGAAUCCCCGUCUGCCCCCAAAAGGCACAGAAGCAGGACACGUUCGCCCAGCGAUCGUCAUCGCAAACGAUCUCGAAGACAUUCUAGUACCUCUCGAAGGGAUCGUGGCCGCGACAAGAUCAAGGACAUGGACAAAGAACGCAGUCGGUAUCGUGAAAAAGAUCGCGACCGUAAUCAUAGCUCGAAACACAGUCGUCGUCACUCGCCGCACGACAGGCGACGGGAUUCGCCUCGUGCUCACGCGUCGCCUACCCAGGACGACCAUUCUUCGUCGCGAUCGAACAGACACCGCGAAGAUUCAGAAGCACCGCGUGACCAGGCAUCACGCCGCGACAGACACGAAUCGAGACACUCCAGGAUCGACGAAUCUGAUCGUUUUGGUCACCAAGACUUUCCGAUGGAGCGGCCAAUCGAACUCUCCAGCCUUGCACCUCUCGAAUCUGUAAGCCUCCACGACAGCGAGGCACGUCCUCGCGAGCGCAGAGGUAGAACCCGUUCUCCAUCAAGCCGAGGAAACAGGAGAGGUCGACGGCCUACACCCGAUGGCCCUGCCGCUGCCUAUUUUGAUGAGGAAAUGCGUCAUCGCGAUCCGUAUCGCGGCGACUACGACUACGCACAUGGCCGACACUACCCCCCUCCUGACCCGAGAUAUCCACGUUCUCCUCGUGGGGCCUCAUACCGUGCUUCGCCGCCCCGUUCACCUCAUCCCCCCAACCGGCGUGGUAGAUACCAGUACCACCAAGGCCCGGGAGAUUACGACAUGCCGCCACAGGAUGGGCCUUACGGGCCACCCCCGGGAUCUUAUCGUGGAGGAUACCAUGGCGGGAAUCAUCGUGGAGCUCCAUUCAACGGUCGUGGCGGUCCACGUGGCAUGGGCUACAAAUCGUCACAAUGGGGUGGUGGUUCAGGACAUGGUCAAUCAGGGCCGCCGGACGAGCUCAACGAUCAGUAUCGCUCACCGAACGAUUAUGCGGACCAGCCAUUGAGAGAACCGGAGCCUGAAGACGCUAGCAUCGAUGAGGCUUCAAAGGCGUCGGACACGAAUGGCAGUCACCCUCCUAAUGCACCUACUGGGCCGUCGGGCUCGGGGCGUCCGCCGCCGACUGGACCAAGCAACAAGUUUAGCUUUGCUUUCAAGGGGCCCUCGAAACCAACUGCGCCCAAACCCGAGAUAUCCCAGAAGUUCAACGCCCCUCCACGGAGGAGGUUGUCGCUCGACAGGGCAGACAGUGAUAGGCAACCUCCCGCUUCCGCGCCGACUGAACCCGCCUCAGCCAGAGGGCGACCUGAUCCGAGGUCGCUGCCACCUAUACCUGACGGCCCCAGAGUCGUACCGCGGAUGCGCAAAGUGAAAAAGAUAAUGCGGCGACCAAAACCUCGCCCGACACUCCCCUCGGAGCAAGCGAUUUCGGAGUCUGUCUUCUUCCGCAAGCCUGGCAACGAGUCUGUGAUUGGGUCCGGCACGUACGGCAAGGUCUUCAAGGGGUUGAACGUGUAUACAAAGGACCUUGUCGCCCUCAAGCGCUUGCGGAUGGAAGGCGAAAGGGAUGGGUUCCCCGUGACAGCGGUGAGGGAGAUCAAGCUGCUGCAGUCGUUGAGACAUCUCAACAUUGUGAAUCUUCAGGAAGUCAUGGUCGAGAGGAACGACUGUUUCAUGGUUUUCGAAUACCUUUCCCAUGACCUUACGGGCCUCCUCAACCACCCCAGCUUCACCCUGAACCCGGCGCAGAAGAAGCAUCUUGCGAAGCAGAUGUUUGAUGCCCUCGAUUAUCUACAUGAUCGCGGGGUCCUGCAUCGGGAUCUCAAAGCAGCCAACAUCCUUGUCAGCAGCGAAGGCAUCCUCAAACUAGCUGACUUUGGCCUUGCUCGAUUCUUCGCCAAGCACCAUCGACUGGAUUACACCAAUCGCGUCAUCACCAUCUGGUACCGCUCCCCGGAGCUACUCCUUGGAGAAACGCAGUACACCGCGGCCGUCGAUGUCUGGAGUGCGGCGUGCGUCCUGGUGGAGAUCUUUGUCCGGCAGGCCAUCUUCCCCGGAGACGGUACCGAACUCAGCCAACUCGAUAAGAUCUACGGCAUCCUCGGUACGCCCAACUUGCGGGACUGGCCUGGUCUGGUCGACAUGGCCUGGUUUGAGCUCCUCAAACCAACUGUCAAGAGGAAGAACGUGUUUGCGGAGAAAUACGAGGACCGAGUCACGCCCAAGGCCUUUGAUCUCCUCAAGCGCAUGUUCCAGUACGAUCCCGCUAAACGCCCCACAGCGGCCGAGGUUCUACAACAUGACUACUUCCUCACGGAAGAGCCUUUGCCAAGACAGGCAGUAGAACUCGCUGAUAUCGAGGGUGACUGGCACGAAUUCGAGUCCAAGGCGCUUCGUAAGGAGAAUGAACGAAAGAAUCGUGAGGCGCGCAAGGCCAACGCCGCCCGCGACAAGGAGAAGAAACGAGCUGCGGAGACCGAAGAUGCUGCUGCGCCCGAGGCCAAGAGACCCCAUGUUGAUCUUGGUGCCGAGGAAACUUCGGAGGUUGCGUAGGAGCAUCGGCCCACAGUGGUGAUACCGGCACGGACAGUUUGAAUAGGGAGUUAUAGGGGAAAGUUGUUUAUCUCAUAUGGUCCAUUGGUGUCUGGUUAGAUCACACUUUAUACGGCGUUUGGGAACGGGCAUUUCCGAGACAGGCAGCAAGGGAUGGUGGGCGCGGGCGAAGUAUGUACAACAUCCAUAUAUACCCCUGGGGGGCAAUAAUCCUCUCGGUAAGAGUCAUGGUGCACAC
Messenger RNA from Emericellopsis atlantica, 3139 nucleotides. RefSeq lists its product as uncharacterized. The record is from RefSeq and is a predicted model, not a curated record. Gene Ontology annotation, molecular function: ATP binding; RNA polymerase II CTD heptapeptide repeat kinase activity; cyclin binding. The transcript is spliced from 3 exons. Lineage: Eukaryota; Fungi; Ascomycota; Sordariomycetes; Hypocreales; Bionectriaceae. The coding region runs from base 1 to 2901 and encodes 966 amino acids. Gene Ontology annotation, cellular component: nucleus; cyclin/CDK positive transcription elongation factor complex. Gene Ontology annotation, biological process: positive regulation of transcription elongation by RNA polymerase II; protein phosphorylation; transcription elongation by RNA polymerase II.